Contarinia nasturtii (swede midge) is the source of this 1277-nucleotide messenger RNA. Its product is annotated as girdin-like. Bases 14 to 1165 code for a protein of 383 amino acids. The transcript is spliced from 3 exons. The record is from RefSeq and is a predicted model, not a curated record. NCBI's taxonomy places the organism in Eukaryota, Metazoa, Arthropoda, Insecta, Diptera, Cecidomyiidae.
GUUUCCGGAUGCAAUGGCAGAACUGCAACUAGUACACGAGCAAUUACUUGCUGAUCAUCUUAGCUUCCAAAUCAAAUAUCAAAAAGCAAAAGAAGAACGUGCUGAGUCCCGGAAGGAAGUGGAAGAAGUUGCAACGCAAAUUCAAAUCAUUACAAAUGAAAUAGUUCGAGAAAACGCGGAAGCAAAACAAUCAUUGGCCAAUUUGGAGAAUGAUCAUGCCAACGAGAUAAAAACAUUGAAUCAAAAUCAUCAACAAGAAGUCACUGCAAAACAAACAAUUAUUGCUGACCUAGUGGCACAAAUUGAAAUAAUGACUUCUGAAACAGAGGAAGCAGUGGCCACGGCAAAAGAAGAAAUUGCCAUUUUGGAAGAAAAUCAUCGAAAAUCGGCCGAACAACAGCGCCAAAUUAUUCAAACCGGAAAUCAAAAAGCUAAAGAAGAAUGUGCUAAGAAACUGGAAGAACUGUCGGCACAAAUUCAAAACAUUAAAAAUCUAGAAAAGGUUCUAGAAAACGCCGAAGCAAAACAUUCAUUGGCCAAUUUGAAGAAUGAUCAUGCCAACGAGAUAAAAAUAUUGAAUCAAAAACAUCAACAAGAAGUCACUGCAAAUCAAAAAAAGAUCGAUGGCUUAGUGGCACAAAUUGAAAUCAUGACUUCUGAAAAGAAGAAAGUACUGGCCAAGGCAAACGAAGAAAUUGGCAUAUUGGAAGAGAAUCAUCUAAAAUUGGCCGAAAUACAGUCCAAAAAUCUUCAAACUCUCCGUGAAAAACAAGUGAUGAUCGAUAACUUACUGGGACAAGAAAAAUCACAAGAUGAAAUCGAUGGAUUGGAAAAAAGGAAUGAGGAAUUGAAGAAGACACUGCGUGGACGAGAUGCAAUGAUUCUGAGCUUGAAAAAUACAUCGGCUCGAACUGAAACCAUCAUGGCCGAUUUAAGAGUAAGCUAUGAAAAAUCGAUCGAAGAAUUGCGCGAAAAUUUUGAAGCCGAUCAUCAAAAGGCGAUGGAAGAACUUAAAAAUAAAUUGGAAAGGGAGCAUGAACAAGAAAUGAUUAAAAAAGAGUGUGCCAACCAAAAAACCAUCAGUUACCUUCAAAGCCAAUAUAAAGGCAUCAUUGCAAAUUUAAGUUCACAUCAAAGAAUGCAGGUAAACACACCAAUUCCAUAAAAGAUGAGGAUAAAACCAGCAACUUCAAUACCCAAUUCCACCUUCAAACUUUGUUUCUUUUCAAAAUAUUUAUAUGUUAACCGCCUCAAAACGACCGUUCUUGGUUUUAAUA